Molecule: messenger RNA, 925 nt
Organism: Castor canadensis (American beaver)
Lineage: Eukaryota; Metazoa; Chordata; Mammalia; Rodentia; Castoridae
Source: RefSeq, a predicted model, not a curated record
AUGGAGAAUGAAAGAGUCAGGACGAGGAAGUGUAAUGACUUAUUCAUGUUUCAGGGGCAGACGACCAUCUAUGCAAAGUUGGCAAAAAAUGUUUAUCUUCCUGAAGAUGCUGAGUUUUAUUUUAUUUAUGAGGUCUCAUCAAGGCACGUCGUGAUUGCCCAGCGCGUCGAGGAUAAUGUUCUCCAAUCCAGCAUUCCAGGCCACCAACUUCAGGAAACUGUGACAGUGUCUGUGUGCCUCUGCUCAGAAGGUUACUCGCCAGUGACCAUGGGUUCUGGCUCAGUGACCUAUAUGGACAACCUGGCCUGCAGGCUGGCCCGCUUGCUGGUUACCCAGGCUGACCGCCUCACAGCUUGUAGCCACCAGACCCUGCUGACCCCGUUGCCUGCCACCGGAGCACUGCUUGCCUUGGAUGAGGAACUCGUGCUAGCUCUGAGCCAACUGGAGCUGCCUCUAGGUUGGACGGUCCUGGGAAAUUCUUCACUUGAAGUGUCUCUACAUAGAGAGUCUCUUUUACACCUGGCCGUGAGAUGGGGCUUGGCUAAGCUUUCUCGCUUCCUCCUGUGUCUCCCUGGGGGAGUCCAGGCCUUGGCCAUACCCAAUGAAGACGGUACCACGCCGUUAGACUUAGCUUCACAUGGUGGACAUUCCAUGCUGAUGGAAGACAUCACAAAUCUUCAGGGCAGAUGCUCCCUGGGAUUCUCCCGCGUGCAGCUCAGUGAAGAGGCCUCCCUGCAGUUUGUCCACUCAUCAGAGACGCUGACUCUCACUCUGAACCACACAGCUGAGCAUUUGUUGGAGGCAGAUAUUAAACUCUUCCGGAAAUACUUUUGGGACAGAGCCUUUCUUGUCAAGGCUCUUCAGCAAGAAGCCAGGCCAGAGGAAAGACCAACUAUACCCUCUGGAGCUGCAGAAACUAAAGAAG